This is a messenger RNA of Diaporthe citri, 1494 nucleotides long. RefSeq lists its product as uncharacterized. Gene Ontology annotation, molecular function: metal ion binding; ATP binding. The coding region runs from base 1 to 1494 and encodes 497 amino acids. The transcript has a single exon. NCBI's taxonomy places the organism in Eukaryota, Fungi, Ascomycota, Sordariomycetes, Diaporthales, Diaporthaceae. The record is from RefSeq and is a predicted model, not a curated record.
AUGAAGGUCGAACAACCCGGGGCCCAUGCUUAUACGCUGCCACGCAACAUCGUCACGCUGCAGAGUGCGGCACAGCAGCAGCAGCAGCAGCCACCACCACCAGCACCACCGCAACAGACAAGAACCCCACGGGCACGCACGCAGACAGCGCAGUUGGCAGACCCCAAUGGGGCGCACACCGCCAACACCAUCCAGCUGGACACCACUCUGGCCGAGCUCUACCAGGCCAAUGGGAUCCAGGGCCCCUUCAUCGUCACCAUGUACUGCGUCUUUGGACACAUGGACCUGCACCCGGCCUGGCCUCGUGAGCUGGUUUACCCGGAGGACGAGGAGCCCGUGCCGUAUGCCGCGGAAAACAAGCAGGAGAUUGCGAGAUUGCGCAGCAUCAUCCUGGGCAUGAAGCCCCUCCGCAGGGCCUUUGGGGUGGGUAACAUGGAUGUGCUCCUGUUUGGGCCCAACGUCACGGCCGGCGGCAUGGAGAGGGCGCUCUCGCAACUAGCGCCGCACCAGCGGCACCGACCCGUGAUUGUGGACCUGGACGGGCAGGAGGAGGACGUCGGCACGCAGCUGAGGAGGGCCACCCAGGGCAAGAAGCUCCUGUUCUGGCGGCCGCAGGGCUGGAUGGACGACCACGACUGCCUCCUCGACCCGAGGCAGAUGUUCGACAUCAACAGCAAGGGCUUCCUCCUCACGUCCGGCAUCCACACCCCGCCGUCCGAGGUCGUCGACCUGCAGGCCGUGGAGCUGGCGGACAGGUCGUGCGUGUUCUGGACCAGGCCGCUCCCGUUCGUGGUCAAGCUGUACCGGGCGGGAUGCAGCUUCGGCACCUACAUCGUCAAGGCGGAGCGCCAGCGCGACGAGAUGGUGGGGGCCAUGGCCAGGUACAAGGCGCGCGGGACGACCGAGGUGCUGCUGAGCACGUACAUCGACCUGGUGCAGGACCUGAGCGUGCACUUCUUUGUUGGUGCGCCGGGGACGGCGCAUGACAGGGAUAAUCCUCAGAUCCUCGGGGUCACGGUCCAGACGCUAACUGAGGCCGGGAAGUGGGUUGGGGGCCACAUCGACUAUGGCAUGCAGGAGGAGCUGCAGAGGCUGGUGUGGGAUACCGUGCGGGACACCACGAGGAGGAUGCCCGAGACAUUCAUGGGCUGGGCCGGGGUGGACAUCGUCGUGGACAGGGAGGGCGGGCAGUGGGUUGUCGACCUCAACGCCCGCUUCACUGGCUCGAUGCCCAUAUGCCUCAUGUCUGGCCACUUCUGGAAGCAAAGGGGCCUGCCAUUGGCCCAGUUCUCAGCUGUGGAGUAUGGCGGAGACGUGGAUUGCAUCUACGCCAGGCUUGGAAGGCUGGUGCAGACGGGCCAGGUCGUGGUGACGGCGACAGCGAGCAUCGAGGAGGGUGGCAACAUGGCAGACGUGGUGUGGGGUGGGAGAAAUAUGAAGGAGUUGGCGGACGUUCAGACACGGAUUAGACAGGCGCUUGCAAAGGCAUCCUAG